AUGGUAAGGAUCCGUCAUAUCAUGGAGAUGCGUCGAGCAUGCAAGGCUCCGCCCCUUCUACCGCCGAAACUGAGGAAAGAAGGCUCCGAGAGCACAGAUCGUCGUGAUUCGAAAGAUGUGAUGGAUUUGACAUUCCGAGUGAAUACACUGGCUCCCGAGAGAUAUCCAUCAAGUAGCUUCUACCUUCAUCUCUACGAAAGUCAGGAUUCUCCAGAAGGACCGUGGAAUUUGAUCACAGAAACCGAUCGAUUGGGAACUAAUGACACGGCUGUUUUGGAGGAUUUCUUGGCGAUUGAGUUCAGUUUUGAGAGAUUGCAAUGGUUCAAAAUGGAAAUAUCCGAAUUAUCAGAAAACGGUGUCAAAGUCUUCAAAGUUUCAGAAAUCUUCUCUAUCGCUCAGAUCUGUGCAGGACCGAUCAUCUUUCCGAUGGUUGACCAAUCCGGACACCGUGUGUCUGGAGUGGAAAUUUGGAGUCAAUUACGUGAACGUACUCAACCGAUUGUGAUGCAAUUGGAAGCGAAGAACUUGUCGACGAAACUGGUUUCUUCGAAUUCUAAUUUAAGUGAGAAUGGGAAUUUCGGAAUGGCUCGGUUCAAUUUGGAAAUCCGUUCGAUGGGAGCUGACAAUGUGGAUUUUUGCAUUUGCAGUUGUUCAAUGUUUCUAUCGGUAUUUGAUGACAGAGAAUCAGCAAAGGUCGCCGAAGCUCUCCUCAACCCACUCGGCGAAGAUGACGAUGACUUUGAGUGUAACUGGCUUAUCGACAGAAAUAUCUCAACUGGAAUCGAGAUUAUCGACACGUGUCAUGACUCGUGUCCACCAUUGAAAUUAGAGGAACCGGAUGAUGAGAAGGGAACGAUGUACUGGUGCCAUCCAACAAAAAAUGGGUCUCAAGCCCCCGCCCACUGCAGUUGCAAUCUCUCAACACAAGAAUCCAUUCGCGAAAGUGCUGAAUAUGAUACACCCGACGACACCUGA
This is a messenger RNA of Caenorhabditis remanei, 975 nucleotides long. RefSeq lists its product as uncharacterized. The transcript has 8 exons. Bases 1 to 975 code for a protein of 324 amino acids. The record is from RefSeq and is a predicted model, not a curated record. Lineage: Eukaryota; Metazoa; Nematoda; Chromadorea; Rhabditida; Rhabditidae. Gene Ontology annotation, molecular function: chloride channel activity.